UGGAAGCCACCGAGAAAGGACCUGCGGAGGAGACUCAAUGAGCCGCCCCAAAGGGAAGCCCCUGCCCCCCGGCGAGGAGGAGCGCAACAACGUCCUCAAGCAGAUGAAGGUGCGGACCACGCUGAAGGGGGACAAGAGCUGGAUUGUCAAGCACGACGAGUCAGAGGGGCACACCAUAGAACUGCCUUCCAGCCGGAGCCGCGCCACCUCCUUUUCAUCCCCUGGGGAGGUCCAGAAGGCCAGGCCUCCGAACACACGAGCUCCCACGGGCUACAUCAUCAGGGGAGUGUUCACCAAGCCCGUCGACAGCUCAUCCCAGCCCCAGCAGCUCUUCCCCAAAGCCAAUGGAGUGCCUAAAAGUGCCACUGCCAGUGCGCUGAGAACGGCUAGUACGGGGCGUCCCUGGCCCUCGUCCUCCGGCUACAAGCUGACCACCGAGGAUUACAAGAAGCUGGCACCCUACAACGUCCGGCGCAGCUCAGCAGGGGCGGCCGAGGAAGAGGCGGUGCCCGUCUCGUCUGAUGAGCAGAAGAGGAGGUCCGAGGCAGCGAGCAGUGUGGUCAGGAAGACGGCUCCCCGGGAGCACUCCUAUGUCCUGUCAGCAGCCAAGAAGAGUGCUAGCAGCCCUACCCAGGAGCCACAGGCCCCAGUUAUCACUAAGCGGGUGGAGGUUGUGGACAAGGAUGCGCCUUCUGAGAAGAGCCGGGACCUACCUGCUCUGGCAAGAGCACUCCCUCCUCUCAACAGCGGGAGAGCAGAGGACAUCGUCUGCCUGCAGACCAUGACGCCCCCGGUGGGACUCUGCCUGGUGGCCCCAGACCUAGAAGGACCGAGGUCUCCCCCAGGUCACAGAGACAAGGAGGCUCCCAGCCCCAGAGAGCCCGAGAGGGACUUGGUUGGUGAGGAGGCCUUCAAGGCCCCUGACCUGGACUCUGAAAGGUGCAGCUCACAGCCGAGUGACAGCCACCUGGCAUCGGCAGCCCCAGGAGGCUGGGCUGGAGCAGACGGCGGCUCUGGGAGAGGAGGGCUGUGCUUGGCUGCUCCCUUUGCCCCUCUCCUGGAUGACCGGGGUGUGCAUGGCGCCAGCUCUCAGUGCCACGAGCCUGGACUCAUGGCCACCAGCUCCAGUGCACCUUCGGCCUCUGCUGGCCCAGCUGAAGGGAAGAGCAUGCAGCCCGAAGAUCUGGAGGACACCAAGGCAGAUGAGAAGGGUGCCUUCUCUGGGUAUGAAGAACAGAAAGACACCACCAAGCCCGGAGAGGCCUGGCAGGAAUGGCCCGCAGCCCUGAGAGGAAGUCAAGGAGAGCCAGCUGCCCCCAGUCCGCAGCCCACAGACACCAGCGGCCCGGAGGAGCCGAGCAGCCCCCGGAGACCCGAGCAGCUCAUUGAACUGGAGGGUCACUCUGGCAGUGCCUUCUCUGGGUAUGUAGAACAGAAAGACACCACCAAGGCCAGAGAGGCCUGGCAGGAAUGGCCCGCAGCCCUGAGAGGGAGUCAAGGAGAGCCAGCUGCCCCCAGUCCGCAGCCCACAGAUGACAGCGGCCCCGAGGGACCGAGCAGCCCCCGAGUACCCGAGCAGCUCAUUGAACUGGAGGGCCACUCUAGCAGCAAAGGCCGCCUCUUCCUGAAGGAGUGCGCGGACGCCGGCGAGGUCUCUUCUGGGAAGCCGUCGUCUUCGCUCUACAGCGGUGUCAGCGGCGGAGAGGACGUGUUUGACGCGGUGGAGAAGCCCCCACACGACAACACUCCCUACUCUGAGAGAACAACUGAAAGGCUCUGUACAUACUGCAACUGUGAGAUUCGAGACUGUCCAAAGAUCACUCUGGAACAUCUUGGCAUCUGCUGCCACGAAUAUUGCUUUAAGUGUGGGAUUUGCACUAAACCAAUGGGUGACCUCCUGGAUCAGAUCUUCAUUCACCAGGACACCGUCCACUGUGGGAAAUGCUACGAGAAGCUUUUCUAGGUGGGUGCCGGCACCCCAAAGAUCAA
This is a messenger RNA of Trichechus manatus latirostris (Florida manatee), 1989 nucleotides long. RefSeq names its product zinc finger protein 185 with LIM domain (gene ZNF185). The transcript has 21 exons. Bases 38 to 1963 code for a protein of 641 amino acids. NCBI's taxonomy places the organism in Eukaryota, Metazoa, Chordata, Mammalia, Sirenia, Trichechidae. The record is from RefSeq and is a predicted model, not a curated record.